GCAGCUGUCAACAACAUUAUGACGUCACGGUGCCGUAUCGUAUGAGAUGCUUAGUGUAGUCUUGAGGAGGAAUUGUAUAGCUCUACCAUGUGCCAGAGUUCGUUAAAAACAAAAAGUGAUUUUACAAAGAUAUGGGCAAAAGAGCAAGCAAGUUAAAAUCUUCGGAACUGAAGGAAUUGAUGAAUUGUACUUAUUUCAGUCAAGUUGAACUACAGAAUUGGUACAAAGACUUCAUGAAAGAUUGCCCAAAAGGAGUACUUAAGAAGGAGGAAUUUCAAAACAUCUACCAGCAGUUUUUUCCACAUGGGAACCCAAGUAAAUUUGCUGAAUUAGUUUUCAAUGUCUUCGAUGCAAAUAAGGAUGGUUACAUUACUUUCAAAGAAUUUGUAUGUGCACUUUCUGUUACAUCAAGGGGCACACUAGAUGAGAAACUAGACUGGGCUUUCAGCCUGUAUGACCUUAACAACGAUGGUUUCAUCACGAAGAAGGAGAUGGUAGACAUUGUUGAUGCUAUUUAUAGCAUGGUUGGAGAGCUGCUGGAUUUGCCUCGGGAUGAGGACACACCGCAGAAACGUGUCAACAAAAUAUUCCUUCAGAUGGACUUGAAUCGUGAUGGCAAGCUUACAAAGGAAGAAUUUCGAGAGGGUUCCAAAAGUGACCCUUGGAUAGUUCAAGCAUUGACAGUGGAUUUUGAACAAUAGUGAUAUCUCAAUUUAUUUAACAAUCAGGGGUGAGAAUUCUCCUCGAAUCAGUUGUUUUCCUCUCGUGGAACAUUGCGUUUCCUAGCAUUUUAAUCAUCCUUUCCUUCAAAAUGUGUCAGAUGGCACAGAUUUUAACCUAGGAUUUCAAGAAUUUCCGGGACCCCUCUAGAUUUCCUCUUUUUUACAGUUCACCAAUUCUCACCCCUGAACAAUAUUAAUGAUCAAUUUUGAGUGAUUGAGUCACAUUUCCAUGAUUCAAAUUUAUUGAUGACAUAUUUAAACAACAGUCAUAACUUAAUUAUUCAGUCAUAUUCAUGGUGGAUUUUAAAGAAUAGAGCUAUCACAGUGAAUCAAUCAAUGUGAACAAAGUGAUGACCAAUGUAUAGUUGAUUUAGAACUAAUGAUUGUUGGAUUGUUAAAGUGCUACUGAAGGAUUUUGAAGAAUAAUCUAGCAUCAACAGUAAAUUUAGAGAAAAAAAAUUGAUCUUUGGAUUGUUUAAUUACUGACAUAUUGAACAGAAAUUAAAUUUUGGAGUAGACAUGUCAAUGCAAUAUUUGCAAUGUACUAAUACUUGUAGUGGGUUUCGGUCCCUCAUCAUAAAAUGCUUGCACAUUAAUUCAAGGACAUAUUAAAGGGACAUUCCUGAGUUUGCUGCAAUUUGUAAGAUA
Messenger RNA from Gigantopelta aegis, 1370 nucleotides. RefSeq names its product neuronal calcium sensor 1-like. The transcript is spliced from 7 exons. Lineage: Eukaryota; Metazoa; Mollusca; Gastropoda; Neomphalida; Peltospiridae. Gene Ontology annotation, molecular function: calcium ion binding. The coding region runs from base 132 to 701 and encodes 189 amino acids. The record is from RefSeq and is a predicted model, not a curated record.